This is a messenger RNA of Fomitopsis serialis, 2401 nucleotides long. RefSeq lists its product as uncharacterized. NCBI's taxonomy places the organism in Eukaryota, Fungi, Basidiomycota, Agaricomycetes, Polyporales, Fomitopsidaceae. Gene Ontology annotation, biological process: signal transduction. Gene Ontology annotation, molecular function: 3',5'-cyclic-nucleotide phosphodiesterase activity. The transcript has 7 exons. The record is from RefSeq and is a predicted model, not a curated record. Bases 115 to 2001 code for a protein of 628 amino acids.
CUCUCCCCUCCUCCUCGCCGACCGCCACGACGUCCGCCACACCCUCGCCUUCUGUAGCCCAUACUCUCUCUCUGUACCUCUACUCCCCACCACUCACCACCCUGGACGCUCUUCAUGACCGAGAACCUCUACGGGCGCCGGCGGAGCGUUGACGUUGGCGGCCUCGCCCUCGCCCUCAAUGACGGUCAGUCGGGCCACGGAUGGGGUGGCUGGGAGGACGCGGACGACGGGGGAACCAGAUACGCCGAAGUCCUGAUUGACGUUCGUGCGCACACGGAGAACAUCGUAAACGUGGACCCCGCGCAGUCAUCCCCUUUCGUUGAAGUGGAGCCCAUGAUGCGCGAUCGUUUAGUCAAAUCCUUGGGGACGUGGAACUUCGAACCGCACAAGCUACCGGAAGAGCAAGUGGUUGCCUGCUCUUACAUCCUUUUCGAAGCAUUGUUUCGAAUAGAGGGCAUGAAGGAAGCGGUGGGAGUCCCUGUAAAUUGCCUUGGUUCGUUCCUGCGACAUCUACGACAAAUGUAUCGCCAAGCAAACUCUUAUCACAACUUCCACCAUGCACUGGAUGUCUUCCAAGCAACCUACCACUUCCUGUUCCGAGCUGGGAUGGUGCCUCCUGUGUCCAUAGUGUUGCAGCCAGACUCACGGACAUGGAAACGAGAUCGACGUUCUACUGACGGUCACCUCUUGUCAUGUCUAUCACCACAAGAUCUCUUUGCGCUCCUCAUAGCUGCGAUAGGCCACGACGUCGGUCAUCCAGGUCUGAGCAACGCUUUCAUGAAAAACGCCAAGACGCCCCUAGCCGUCGUCUACGACGACAAGUCCGUCCUCGAGCAGAUGCACUACUCCCUCAUACUGCAGGUCAUGCGGCACAACGGUCUCGCGCCGCUGCUCGACCGGCCGGGAUCGGGGCAGGCGAUGCGCAAGCUGCUGCUCGGCACCGUGCUCGCGACGGACAUGAGCGUGCACGCGGAGUUCAUGGCGAACUUCCAGGAGCUUGUCGCGGGCCACGAGGUAGGUGAGCACAAGCGCAGAGUGCUUGUCUGCCAGGCGUUGAUCAAGUGCGCGGAUAUCAGCAAUCCGAGUCGUCCGUAUAGUGUCUCGAAGCACUGGGCCGCUGCGCUCGAGUCCGAGUGGACGAGCCAGCUGUUGCUAGAACAACAUCUACACCUGCCUGCCACGGUGAAACCGUCCGAUCAUCCUCUAGGGCAGGCGAAAGGGCAGGUGUUUUUCAUCAGCGCGUUUGCGAAGCCCCUCUUCGAGCUCGUUGCGCGAGGCAUACCAGAAUUGGCCGAGUUUGCGCACCAGUGCAGAGAGAACCUCGAAAUAUGGACCGAGCGCUCCGAGCAGUUGACGGCUGGUUCAGAAGAAGCAGCGAGUCCGGAAUCCACUGCAACACAAACGCAGCGUGUCGAGGAGUUUAUGUCUGCAUUCCCGCCUACAUUGCCUGAUCGGUUCCGCAUCCCAGACGAACCGCUGUCACCAUUCAUGUCGCAUUGUUCAGUCUCCUCGCAGUCGUCAGGCUCCAGUCAUUACGAGAGCUGCGAAUCCGGCCCGCCCUCCCCUUGCGCGACGUCCCCGCUGCCUACUCCCCAAUCUCCAUCCUUUCCACACGCACAGCGCGACAUCGCCACGCCAUCCUCCUCCCAACUCAUGUACAGCAGACCUCCUAGCGUCACCUCCGUCAGUUCGCACAGCACGCAGGCGAACGACGCGACGGCCGCCAUCCGCGCGGCGUACAAGGCGAGCGUGCGCAAGAAGAAAAGCUUCCACCGGAGCUCGUGGAACCCCACGGGGAGCGCGGGCGCGGGCGCGGGCAGGGGCUACGCGUUCGCGCAAUCGUUCGACGGGCCGGGCCCGCUGACUGCAGACAGCUCGCCGCUGAGCACGCACUCGCCGAGCCCGCUCACACCCACGUCGCCCGCGUCGCCCACCGCCGCGGGGGCGCACCACCGGCCGAGCCCGCUCGGCGCCCCCGCCGUCUGUAGUCAAGAGACAUAGAUGUGUGUGCCCGAGACCGCUGGUCGCAUGGACUCCCGUUGUGAAGAUCUGAAGCACCGACGCAUGGCUGUAUCAUAGCUCUCGCUGAUCUUUUGUCUAUCGUUUGCCCCGCCCGUCCGCUCUGUUUGUGCUUCGUUCCCGCGCUGCCCGUCGAUGUCGUUUGGCAUCAGCGUGUGUUCGACUUCCCUUUCGGUGCGGUUGGCGGGAGGCCGGCCGCUUGUUUUUGUAUGUAGGGUGUCGUUGGUGGAGGCCCCGGAGCGCGCUCUUGUUUCGCGUGCGCGCGGACGCUGUGGGGUUAUACCUAGCUUGUUGUAUCUUUAGGCUCGUUCUGCUCCUGCAUGCUCGUGCACACCCCGAGGUGGUUGUUGUCCGCAAUCAAAUGUGUCAUUACUUCGAGUGC